Penaeus vannamei (Pacific white shrimp) is the source of this 3493-nucleotide messenger RNA. Its product is annotated as protein XRP2. Gene Ontology annotation, molecular function: GTPase activator activity. The record is from RefSeq and is a predicted model, not a curated record. Gene Ontology annotation, biological process: post-Golgi vesicle-mediated transport. Gene Ontology annotation, cellular component: cilium; periciliary membrane compartment. Lineage: Eukaryota; Metazoa; Arthropoda; Malacostraca; Decapoda; Penaeidae.
CGCAUCCGAACAAUUCAAACAAACGAAAUUCCCGUGAAAAAAAAUUAAGAAAUAAUAAAAAAAAAAAAAUAAAACAAACAAACAAAAAAUAACAUACAAGCCUCUACAACUGACAGAUCCUCCCAAAACAACCAACCCAACCAAGCAAACCCCAAAAACCAUAAAUAAAUAACAAAUAAUAAGAGGAAUUCUUGGGAAGGAAAAUCAGCGCAAAGUUUCUUUUUAUUAUCGUCCUUGUUCUUGUUAUUCCUCUUCGUUAUCUCUCUCUCUCCCUCCCCCCUCCUUCGCCAUGGGUUGCCUGCACACCAAAGGGAGCAAAGAAGGGAGGAAAUACCAAGAGGAGGAGGAGAAUGAGGGACCAAAGACGUAUUCUUGGGACAAGAAGGAGAAGGUCAACCCAGCGGACUAUACAAUCGAGAACAUUAGUAAUGAGGAAGUAGGACGACUUCCAGGCACCAUAAACGGACAGCAGUUUAUCAUUCAAAACUGCCAGUCAUCAAAAAUUUACCUUUUUGACUUCAUCAACACCAUUACUGUAGAUGACUGCUCGGACUGCGUCAUAUUCAUUGGGCCAACGACUGGAAGUGUGUUCCUAAGAGACUGCCAGGACUGUGUCGUGAUGGCUGCUUGUGGACAAUUCAGGACCAGAGAUUGCUGCAAGAUGGAUAUUUUCCUUCUCUGCCAGACACAGCCUAUCAUCGAAGCCUCGGCCAAGAUGAGAUUUGGCUGCUUCCAAGCCUCCUAUCCUCAGCUCAAAGAUCACUUCAAAGGCGCUGGACUGAGCAUCUUCAAUAACAACUGGUCCAACAUACACGAUUUCACGCCUGUUGAAGGAGAGACCAACUGGUCCUGUUCCUCCCAGUCAGAUGCCCUGGAACAAGCCUUCAAGCUGCCUGAAACAGAGGAGCUGAAGAGUGUUGAACUGAUGCUGGGAACUGAAACGAGUGUUGUGCCGUUCACUCUUGGCUCACCAAUGUAUGGGGGACAGGAAGCCACGCUUGUUAUUUUCUUCUUUGAUGAAACCUACCAGCAAAAAGCUAUGGAUUUCAUUAGCUCUCUGAAAUCAAAGAUUCAAAGUUGCAGGAUCCAGCACAGCCGUGAGGUUAAAAUGGAGAUAUCUGAUGCCCAGAGAGUGUUCCAGACAUCUCAGUACAAGAGUGCAAUUAGCCGAGGACCCAUCAUUGCACUACUGUGUCUCGGCAGUGGGAUAUCAGAAGCAUGUAGCAAGAUCGGGCAGGAAUUGAAUGCAAAUGCUGAGGACCAGGUGGUGUACGUGACUGCAGACAGCAACACCAGCAAUCAGCAGAUUGAUGCUUUCUUUUCCUAUGCUUCAAUGACCCUUUCCAUGUAAGACUUACAAGCAGGAACUCCGAACUCUGGAAGCUAUACGUAUUAUGUUCCCCCAAUGGGAAGUGACGAUGUUUGGAAAAAAGAUUCUUUAUGUGGUUUCUUGGUGAAGUGUCCCUUGAAGUGUCUUUUUCAAAUUACAAAUCUGAUUAUGGGAUAAUAACAUUCCAGUUACAUUCCUUGUGAAUUAUUUUAUCAAAGCAUUUUAAUACUUUCUUUUCUGUUUUCCAGUUUUCAUUAUUUAUUUUUUGUGAUAAAAAUAUGUAAUGGGAAUUUUGUACAAAGGAUGGACAUCUUAAGUAUGCAUUUUGGGUAUACUGUAUGUACCUAUAGGUUUUAUUUAUUUGUAUAUUAUUGCAAUAUUUGAUGUUAUUUUAGAUAUACAUUUAGUAUUUACUUUGUAGGAAGUAUCUAUAAGCAGUCAUAAAGAAUUCAAAGCCAUAGUGAUGAACAUCUAGUCAUUCCUAAUUUAAAGACAACUGAUUAAAAGAGAUUUAUGUAGGGAUAAAGGUAUUUAGAAAGUUUGAGUUUUCUCAUGUAAUAAAACAAAACAGUAGUGAUGGGUUUAAGCCUCUGGUUGUGAACACUAAUUAUUAGUGAAGUGAAAGCAAUUAUAAUUAGAAUAGUGGCUCUGUGUUGUAUUCCUUUUAGUGAUUUUAGAAGUGAUUCGUUUACAUGUUCAGGAAGCCUAUUAGGAAAGAGUGUUGGAUAUAUUCUAAAAGGAAGAAUAGAGACUGAAGAAUGUUCUGAAUAUCAGGAAUCUGACUUUUUUUUCUUAAAAUAAGUAAUUAUGGCAUUAGAAUAAAAGAAAAUUUAUGAUGUUAAAUGGGGAGAGAAAGACCCUGGUCAUUUAUACAAACAUAAACAAGAAAAAUUAAAUCCUAUACUCAAGUAAAAGCUCUCCAAAGUCAUCCCAAACACUCAUAUUUAUGUUUUUAGUGAAAAACAAUAAUCAGCAUGUCCAGAAUUAAAAACGUGGGAAACAAGACCCCCCUAGCUUUUCCAACGUACAUCCUGUGUAGGGACCUUACUCCUAACCCAGGUACAACACCAAGAGUGCUACUGUUACUCCCCAUUGCCAUUGGGUUAAUUGUAUUGAAAUAUAUUAUGUGAUUGUUUUUUAUAUGUUGGUUUUACAAGUCUGAAAUAGUAAUAUGGUAGUGUUAGUAUUCUGUAAUAUUACAUUUGAUGUAUCAUUUCCAGACUGAUCCACUUUGCACUAAAAUACCAAUUAUGCUAUAAGAAAUGUAUGAAUGGAUGCCUGAAGCCGCAGCACAAGAAAUGCAAUUAUACAAUUCAAAUGAAAGACAGAAAAAAAAUGUUGUACAUCUAUUAGUGCUUGUUUUGUGUCAAAUAUCUAGUCAAAUUAGUAGACAUCUUUUAUAUGUUUAUGUAUUGUGCAAUAUUGGUAUAUAAUAAGUUUAUACAGGUUUAUGUACUUCAGUGUAGUUCCCAAGCAGUUUAGUAUGUGGUGUGAUACUUGUACACAACUAAAUGUCAUGGUUCACAGCUUUGGCAUUAGGGUAGUAAACUGCUUAAUAGUUUACCUUGCAAUACCCUUGGCAUUUCCUUGACAUAAAGAAAAGCGGUCUGAUCAUUAUACAUGAGAAAAGAUGUGAAUGUGAAUGAAUAAUUCCACAGUGUAAGAUCUGUAAUUACCAUUUCAUAUUACAUCUAUGAAAACCAGAAUGACUCUUUCCUCUCAAAAUAAAAUGUGGAAUUCAUCAUUCUCUUUCAUACAUUUUUCAGAAUUUCUCACAAUGAAUUUUCUUAUAUUCACACGUUUUACGUACUCAUGUAUUAAUGUUUAAGAUUUGUUGUAUAUAGGUUUCAGACCCAGCAUUUCCAAACAGUUUAGCUUUCCAUAACGAUAACCAACAUUGCAAUAUUAAAUUUUCUCCAAUUCCUGAGUUUUAGAGGCUUAAGGCACAACAAGAGUUAUUUCAACAAUGCUAGUCUUAUUGUGUGAUUCUAAUUAUCCGUCCAAAAUGUGAUUGUAGUUAGCUGCACAAACUUUAUUUUUUAUAUGAAGUUAUUUUAUAUGUGUAUGUUUUCUAUAUGUGAACCAAAAAUAUUAUACAUAUAUAUAUAGUGUGAAGUUAUUCACCUGCCUGUAAAAUUAGCACAUUCCUUUAACAUUGUACUU